GAUCCGCUAUCCUCCGUCAUCGCCGCUCUUUUUUCUCUGGAAAGGCGACCGGAAUUUUUGAGAGUGAACUAAAAUCGAUCGACGCCAUAUCCAACCCUAAGCUCCGAUUUCUCUCCCAUGGCUGCCGGCUUCUCUCUCCCUUCCUACCCGCUCCUUUCUCUCCAAUUGUUCCCAUCUAAACCGUCUCUCUUCACCGUCCCCUGGCUCGUCCGUUCUCCCUCUCGCCAUCCCGAGAAGUGGCGAUUCCUCGUGUCUCCGUCUCUUUCUUCCGCUUCCGUCGCGAGCCCUUCGCUCAAUCCCCUCGUGGGCUCGCUAAAGGAGAAGGCGGGCCAUUUGAAGGGCACCAAGUGGAGGGAUCUCUGGAGCCUGAACAGUUGGGUCGUCCGAGAUUACUACCGGCUCGUUACCUUUGUCAAUGCUUUUGAGCCCCAGAUGUUGAAUCUGUCUGACGAACAGCUCAGAGGGAAGACCGCCGAAUUCCGCCAACGGUUGAGCCAAGGAGAAACUCUAGCUGAUAUCCAAGCGGAGGCAUUUGCUGUUGUUCGGGAAGCUGCCAGAAGGAAGCUUGGCAUGCGUCAUUUUGAUGUUCAGAUUAUUGGUGGAGCAGUGCUUCAUGAUGGGUGUAUAGCAGAGAUGAAGACUGGUGAAGGAAAAACACUCGUAUCCACACUUGCUGCUUAUUUGAAUGCACUCACAGGACAUGGAGUUCACGUGGUGACUGUUAAUGACUACUUGGCCCAGCGGGAUGCUGAGUGGAUGGGCAGCAUUCAUCGUUUCCUUGGCCUUUCUGUGGGUCUUAUACAGGGGGGCAUGAAGGCUGAUGAGAGGAGAUCCAACUAUUGUUGUGACAUUACAUACACUAAUAAUUCGGAACUAGGCUUUGACUAUCUCCGUGACAAUCUGUCAGGAAAUAAAAGGCAACUUGUUAUGAGAUGGCCAAGACCAUUUCAUUACGCCAUUGUUGAUGAAGUUGAUUCUGUCCUUAUUGAUGAAGGAAGAAACCCAUUAUUGAUCAGUGGUGAGGAUAGGAAAGAUGCUGCAAGAUAUCCAGUCGCUGCUAAAGUUGCUGAGCUGCUUGAACGAGGCAUUCAUUACAAUGUCGAGUUAAAAGACAAUUCUGUGGAUUUGACCGAAGAAGGAGUUGCUCUCAUGGAGAUGGUUCUUGAAACAAAUGACUUGUGGGAUGAAAAGGAUCCAUGGGCAAGAUUUCUAAUGAAUGCUUUGAAGGCUAAGGAAUUUUACCGCAGAGAUGUGCAAUACAUUGUCAGGGAUGGGAAAGCAUUGAUAAUAAAUGAGCUUACAGGGAGAGUUGAAGAAAAAAGGCGAUGGUCUGAAGGCAUUCAUCAAGCAGUAGAGGCAAAAGAAGACCUGAAAAUUCAGGCUGAUUCGGUUGUUGUGGCCCAGAUAACAUAUCAAUCACUCUUUAAGCUUUAUCCUAAGCUUUCAGGGAUGACGGGGACUGCUAAGACUGAAGAGAAAGAAUUCUUGAAAAUGUUUCAAAUGCCUGUUGUUGAAGUCCCCACAAAUUUACCAAAUAUUCGAAUUGACUUACCUAUUCAAGCAUUUGCAACUGUACGCGGGAAAUGGGAAUAUGUGCGGGAAGAAGUUGAGUCAAUGUUUCAAUUGGGACGUCCUGUUUUAGUUGGAACGACAAGUGUUGAGAAUUCUGAAUAUUUAUCUGAUCUUCUCAGAGCCCGAAAUAUUCCUCAUAAUGUCCUCAAUGCAAGGCCAAAGUAUGCUGCACGGGAGGCUGAAAUUGUUGCCCAAGCUGGUAGAAAAUAUGCAAUUACAAUAUCUACUAACAUGGCAGGCAGGGGCACUGAUAUCAUUCUUGGUGGUAACCCAAAGAUGCUUGCUAAAAAAAUAAUAGAGGAUAACUUGCUGCCUUUUAUGGCACAAGAGGCUCCAGAUGUUGAAAAUGAUGGCGAGCAAAUUUCUCAAAAGGGUUUCUCAAAGAUAAAAAUAGGACCCUCAUCUUUAGCAUUGGUUGCGAAGGCUGCACUUAUAGCAAAACAUGUGUGCAAAAGCAAGCGAAAUGAUUGGCCAUAUGGGAAGGCAAAAUCUGUUAUCGCUGAGUCCAUACAAAUGAGUCAAUCACUUGGAAUGGAAGGACUCGAUAAUCAAUUGGAAGAAGAUUCAGAGAUUUAUCCCCUCAGUACUGCAGUAGCACUUGCUUACCUCGCUGUCUUGAAGGACUGUGAAACACAUUGUUUUAAUGAAGGGGUGGAAGUGAAAAUGUUGGGUGGGCUCCAUGUGAUUGGGACGUCAUUACAUGAGUCUCGCCGAAUAGAUAAUCAACUCCGUGGUAGAGCAGGACGACAAGGUGACCCUGGCUCAACAAGGUUUAUGGUGAGCUUACAGGAUGAGAUGUUUCAGAAGUUCAAUUUUGAUACUGAGUGGGCUGUGAAACUCAUAUCAAAGAUAACAAAUAAUGAGGAUAUACCAAUUGAGGGGCACACAAUUGUGAAACAGCUUUUGGCUCUUCAAAUAAAUGCAGAGAAGUACUUCUUUGGCAUAAGGAAGAGUCUUGUGGAGUUUGAUGAAGUCCUGGAGGUCCAGAGGAAGCAUGUCUAUAGCCUUAGACAACUGAUAUUAGCAGGUGGCUCUGAAAGCUGCUGUGAACAAGUAUUCCAAUACAUGCAAGCAGUAGUUGAUGAAAUUGUCCUUGAAAAUGCUGAUCCAGAAAAGCAUCCUAGUAAUUGGAGUUUGCGGAAACUCAUGGAUGAAUAUAUUCAGAUUGGCGGAAACAUAUUGGCCGAAUCAUUUGCAGAGGUCAGGGAAGAGGAACUACUGAUGUCCCUUGAGCAAAUUCAUGGGUUACGUAUAAUGGAGGUGGAAAAUUUCUCUCUUCCAAACUUGCCUAUACCUCCAACCACAUUCAGAGGAAUCCGCAAGAAAAUAUUGUCUUUAAGACGUUGGCUUGGUAUCUGUACUGAUGAGACAAUAAAGAAAGGAAGAUAUCAAGGGACCACUAACCUUCUUCGCAAGUAUCUUGGAGACUUUUUAAUUGCUUCUUAUUUAGAAGUUGUACAAGACUCUGGUUAUGAUGAUUCAUACAUUCAAGAAAUUGAGAGAGAAGUUAUUGUGAAGACACUAGAUUCUUUUUGGAGGGACCAUUUGAUAAAUAUGAACAGGCUCAGUUCAGCGGUGAAUGUCCGGAGCUUCGGGCACAGAAAUCCGCUGGAAGAGUAUAAAAUAGAUGGGUGUCGAUUUUUCAUCUCAAUGCUUAGUGCCACUCGAAGAAUGACUGUAGAAUCAUUACUCCAUUAUUGGUCAUCUCCGAUGGAAUCCACUGACUUGUACGCACCCUGAAAGUCAAACGUGUAG
This is a messenger RNA of Musa acuminata subsp. malaccensis (wild Malaysian banana), 3327 nucleotides long. RefSeq names its product protein translocase subunit SECA2, chloroplastic. The record is from RefSeq and is a predicted model, not a curated record. Gene Ontology annotation, cellular component: membrane; chloroplast envelope. Gene Ontology annotation, biological process: protein import; intracellular protein transport; protein targeting. Gene Ontology annotation, molecular function: ATP binding. Lineage: Eukaryota; Viridiplantae; Streptophyta; Magnoliopsida; Zingiberales; Musaceae.